Molecule: messenger RNA, 5511 nt
Organism: Schistosoma haematobium
Lineage: Eukaryota; Metazoa; Platyhelminthes; Trematoda; Strigeidida; Schistosomatidae
Product: 60S ribosomal protein L5
Exons: 11
Coding region: 359-1927 (522 amino acids)
Cellular component (GO): endomembrane system
Source: RefSeq, a predicted model, not a curated record
CGAGGAAGAUCAGUUAAUGUUCUACGGAAUGAUUUUGUAGUUCUAUAGUAGUGAUAGACUACUUGAUGUGAGAACACCAAAAAUCCGUAAAAUCCAACUGACACUCAGCAAACUGACUGAGAUUCAAAUAUGAAAUGACAGCCGCAUACUACCCGUUCAAGGUCGUUGGAACGAAACGGCGGGAGACUCGGAAAGGAUUUUACGUUUUAACUGCGCCACACUUUAGCUACAACAGAGGGCGAAUAUAUCGCCAAUUGAGUCAGCUGUCACUAUCAAACUCAUAUAGCAUCUACCAAUUCAGUACCUACAGACGAAAAGUCGACUUAUUGACGGUAAUAAGUGGUCGUGAGUGUCUACGAUGAUAAUCUACAUUUUCUUCCUCGCCUUAUUGUGUGGAAAAGUGAGCGCAUGGGAUUCUGGAGAACUCCAAAUGUUUGAUUUAGUUGAAGAAGUCAAGGAAAAUUUUUAUGACUUUCUGGGGGUUUCUCAUACUGCUGAUAUUUCUGAAAUAAAACGUGCUUACCGAAAGUUAUCUUCUAAACUUCAUCCAGACAAGAAUCCAGAUGAUCCUACUGCAGAACAGAAGUUCCGAAGGCUUGUAGGUAUUUACGAAGUCCUUAAGAAUUCGGAAUUACGUGCCAAAUAUGAUGAAGUGCUGAUAAAUGGUUUGCCUAGUUGGCGAACCCCAGUAUUUUACUUUAGGAAGCUCCGCAAAAUGUCUAACUACGAACUGUUUGGGUUGUUCUUUGGAAUGGCUACCAUAAUUCAUUAUGCUACACUUUGGGGCUCAGUUUUUGAGAAGCGGCUUACUUUGGAAGAUCAACUUAGCACUUCUUUAAAACGUCACAAAGCUCGUGAUCGGAAGUUGGAACUAAUAAACCAAGAGAUAUCUGACGAACUUCAAAAGAUUCCCGCUCCCGGAUGGUUUGAUUUGCUUCCGUUCGCCAUUGUCAGAUGGAUAUAUGCUAUCAUCACAUUUAUUCCUGUUUUCACUGAAUUUAUUAACGGAAAGAUUUCUGAGAAAUUACAAGAACGUCGUGAACUCAGGGAAGAAGUUCGAAUUCUUCAAGAAAAAAAAGAAAAACUUAAGGCUGAUAAACAAGAACGCAAACGUCGCUUAGUACACGAACAAACAAUCCUUAGAGAAGUUGUAAAGGAGUCUGGCCAAUCAACUUUGAAUUCAGUCCUUACAGACAUUCCUAAUAUUGAGACUGAGAGUUCUGAUGAAGAUUCAAAAAGUGAAGCAAAAGAUCCUGUUUAUCGAGAAUGGUCAGAAGUGGAUAGAGACAAUUUAGUUCGUGCAGUAAUUCGAUAUCCUGGAGGUGUUCCUGGGAGAUGGCAACGUAUCGCAGAAUCUCUUGGUCGUAGUGUUCCUGAUGUUAUUUGUAAAGCGAAAUAUAUGAGUAAAGAAUUAAUGUCUAUUUCUCAAAAAAAUAUAAAUCCUGAUGAAAUCCCAACCUUUGAAACAAAUGUAAAUAAUUUCUGUGGAGAAAGUAAUUCUGAACAAAGUAAUAAUCAAUCAGACGAAUCAGGUGAAGAACAAUAUUCAAAAAAACGACUUCGUAAACGUUUAUUGAGACGAAAAGAACCCUGCGUUGUCAAUCAAACAAAUGGAGAAACUCAACUGAAUGCGAAUAAUGAUUUGUCUUCAGACGUCGUCAUAGUUGAUGAACCAUAUAUUAGUCGAAAAAAACUCAAACAACAGAAAGAUGAAGCAACACUUAAAUCUACAGAAAUUAAACCUAUCAAAAGUAAUGAUGGAUGGACUAAAGUAGAACAACAACAGUUGGAGGUCGCUAUACGCUCUAUUGGUAAAGGGACACCUGAGCGGUGGGAUCGGAUCACAGAAUGUAUCCCAACAAGAACAAAGGCAGAAGUGAUGGCUCAUGUGAAGUAUCUCUCAACUCUUGUUCAACAAAAAUACUGAAUUAUCCCUUAUUGUGUUAUCAUUCCCUCAGACCGUAUUCAGUUUUUGUGACGUGUGAAUGUUAAUUUAGGCUUUAGAAAAAAGGGUUUAUCACGCCGAAUGGACUUCGGCCAAGCUAAGACUUAUGGUAAGCCCAUUUGGCCACUGUACCAUUUGUCUAUUCAUUGUAACUCAGACUUAAUUCACUAUGUUAAUUUCGGUGUGUAUGAUCGAAUGCAUGUCUGUACAUUAACCCUUAAGCUAUCCUCCUAUUGGUUGCAAUGUGCAGAUAAUCGAUAAUUUGUCCACACCCGAUUAACUCUCAAAAAUAUAUAUGGAUUUUUAACACACACACUCACUCACACUCUGUUUCAUCGUGUGUUUGCUCGCUGCACGCUUGCGGAUUAUUAUUAAUCAUUAACAAUAAAUUAUCUCUAUAACUGGUGUUCAGGCUUCUCAAUAAUCUCGAGUAAAUCCGUAAUUCUACUAGGAGAUUAAGCCUACCUUAAAUACUCAGUUUACGGGAUAUUAUUUAUUGGAGUCAGAUAUAGAGGACAUUAGCCUCCACAGACUUUGUGCUCGAUGGCUUAGGGAUUAACUUGAAAUCACGUCUGCAGAUAAUUACUUCCUACACAGCUUUUGGAGAAUUGCUUGUCACCAGUUCAUCACAAUUUGUUUGUUGAAUCUUGCUACUGAUGCUCAGUAUGGGCCCACAAUGUUUACGGACCUAAGAACAAAAACGACUGGGCUGGUCUAAUACUAUUGGUUCCCUUUCAAGUCGGGAAAGGCCGAAUGAACACUACAUCGAAACCUCAACAACUACAAGGGAAGAAAAUGGAUUACAAGGAACUUGAUACUCAAGGUAUAACAAACGACACAAAACAAAUUGAGACAGCUUGUUAUUGUAGUAGCAAGAUAUAACCUUCAAGCAUAAAUAGAUUUAGUAAAGAAACAAUGACAAAGGUCAUGCAUGGAGUCGAGUCGGAAAAGAAUGCACAAGCGGUUAUCGUUCUUGAGGAAACUUGAGCAAUUCCUUAACACCUCCCAAUUUUUACUAAUGCAGGCUGUCAGUUUAUAUACGUGCCAAAUACUGUACCCACUUUGAUUGUUUGAUACUAAUUAUCGACAGUUCUAAAUUACUUUAUUACAUAAAGCUAUCUUUCCGUGUAAUAUAUUUGUUAAAAUUUAUAGAACGUGCUCCUUUUUGUUCUAUUUUGCCUCCAGACAUGAACUGACAUACAUAAUACAUCUCUACUACGAUCCUCAUGCCAUUCUCAUCUCCUGUUUUUGAUACUUUCACUAAUCCUCACGAUGCAUUCACUUUUGUGUUAAACAUAGGUUUUGAUUUCUAGACUAUCCUGAUCCCUCGGCAUUGAUUUUUUUUCACCCAUUUCUAUUUCCAACAUUUUGUUCAAACCAUCUGUUAUGUCACUUUCUUAUCGCGCCACAAAAUAAAAUGAAGGCUCCUGCUUCUAGAAGUUCAAACAAACGUAGGAAGACGACAAAAUCUAACACUACUACUGACACGAUUUCCGACAGUUUCAACGAGACGAGCUAUUCCGUUCAUCCGGAAGCAGACUGAUAUGAUGAACGAAAAAUCAAUUUUCGAUUGAUUUAUUCGACAUUACAUCCAUUCUAAUUCAAUGUGAUAAUCAUUCACUGUAGUAAUUGUUUUCUUUUGUCGUAUGAUAUUUUAUUCUGUAUAAUAUACGAUAUUCUUGUAUUCCAUUGACACGAACUAUAAUCAGUCUGUGAUUUGUUAUAACUCUAAGUAUUUUUCAUAUAUGUUAUUUCAUUCUAAUUAUUAAUCAAAAAUGGAUGUAAAAUCAAUAUAUAAACCAGUGUAUUUUGGAUUAUUUUGAUCAUCGUCGUCGUCGUGUUUUGGGGCUAAUAUAUCUUCACUUAUACCAGUCUUUCUGUUCUUACUUUCGCAUCGUGGGAAUUGCCGAGGUCCCUCGUUAUGACAAUAAGUGAUCAGCGAUUUUCCGGCACAACGACUGCGACGACCCAAUAUAACACGGAUAAGCUUUUACCAGCUGUUUCCAUUCCAGACAUGUUGAAGACUCUAUUGAUAAACAGUUAUGAUAAUCACAACUGCAACCAUAUGGAUGAUGCAAAAAGUUCCGAGUUGACACGAACAUUCUCAAUCCGCUUAAGUAUCCCAUCAAUCCUAACCUCACAGUGACUCCACAACAUGUGUAUGACAUGAAUAAUUUCUUAGAUCGUGCUGCAUCAGAGGCAUUCGAAAGAAUUAGUCGAUCUAGCAGUGCAAUUUUGUUUAAUAUAUCAGACACAUAUGUCCUUAUAAAUAUCAAAUCUAGUCUGUUUAGAGCCAGAAAUAUGCACAAGAUUUAAAAGAAGUCACCCUGGUAUGUACUCACUGAUCUUGUUCAUAUUCAACUAAUCUGCAGACGCCAGUGAGUUUCUAAUUUCUCCAAUUCAUCGGGGCAAAACUACACUUUCAGGGAUAUUAAGAUUCUUCCAGAAAGAACACUAUGCCAGCAGAAAGCAGGAAGAGAUGUUCACAGACCACCAGCGUCUAACUCCCAAAUGCAUCAUAACCCUAAUGGUCGUAAAUUUAAGUCCGAUUCUAAGAGGACAUCUAACUUUACGAGUAUGCCGUCACCGAAAAACUCUCCUGAGGCUCAAAACCCAGAAGAAAGUAAUCCCGAUGUAGAUAGUGUUCAUCCUCUUAAGAAUGUUGACUUAGAUUCAACCCGAAGUAGUUUUGCUGAUGACGAAUGGGAUAACACAGUCCAAAUCCCUGUUAGUGCAGCACUCAGUUACAGUAACUGUGAAACGGACAACAGGAAAAUUAAUCAUAACAUUUAUAUAACUGACCACACACUUAAUGUCGAUGUAUUCGAACCUUGUAAACCAUCGUAAGUAUGUUUAACAAAACUCGAUUUUCCCAAAAUUAUGAAGGAGCCAAAACUAACCAUAAACCUUGGAAAUAAACGUCUGGAACGUGUUACCCAUACGUCAGGUAUAAAUAGUAAUCCGAGUUGUAAAUGACCACUUGGUCGCACACAUAGACCUGAUAGCCUUCUUGGUCCGGCUCCCAAUAUGUACACUAUGCCUUUAUAAGAUGUUACAUCCAAUAGAAACGAGAAGACUUUUUUGUAAUUCCGCCGGCAACGGUGAACAUAUUUCAAAUGAUGACAAAGUUGUUGAACCUAUUUCCCUUUACAACACAACUCUUACCUUAGCCAAUCCUACGAGUAUUCAUGGAGCUAACAACUAUCAUUUAUACUCUAACCUGCUGCACCAUAAUAAUUCUCAGUUUCUUAGUCUUUCGUCCAAUGCCCGCUCUCUGUCCAGUAAAAUUAUUCAUCUUAAAACCCUUUUAUUCCUUGUAAAUUCAACCAUUGUACUUAUGACGGAAACGUGGUGCAAUUCAUCUAUAUCCGAUCACUCCUUGAAUGUAGGUAACUACGUUUUCUUAAGAACCAAUAGAUGUUAUGGAUUAGGAGGCGGUACAAUUAUCUUUGUCCGUUCGGACAUUCAGGUGUGCAAAUUUGAGGAUAAAUCUCUUGAUGCCAUAGACGACUCCACUUGAGUUACUGUAAACUAUGAGUCUCAGAAUUACCUACUGGUAGGAUGCA